This is a messenger RNA of Colletotrichum spaethianum, 1110 nucleotides long. RefSeq lists its product as uncharacterized. The record is from RefSeq and is a predicted model, not a curated record. Bases 1 to 1110 code for a protein of 369 amino acids. The transcript has a single exon. Gene Ontology annotation, molecular function: carbon-sulfur lyase activity. NCBI's taxonomy places the organism in Eukaryota, Fungi, Ascomycota, Sordariomycetes, Glomerellales, Glomerellaceae.
AUGAGUGAAGACCAAGUCGCCGAAACACAGGUCGACAUGAAGACUCUGACAGCCCAGUGCUACUGUAAAGCUGUCCACUUCAACCUCACUCUCCCUGCCUCCUCCCUUCCUCUCAAGGUCCAUCUCUGCCAUUGCAGCAUCUGCCGCUAUACGCACGGCACCCCGUGUAUCUUUCAUGCACCUCUCCCGUCCGGUAUCGCUCCGGACUUCAUCGCCCCAUCGUCCCUCUCAUCUCUGACAGCGUAUCGUCACUCAACCGCCUCGAGCACCAGGUAUUUCUGCAGUACCUGCAGCUGCCACAUUGGGGACGUCGGCGUCGACGACGAUGACUGGGUCAUUUCCGCGUCCAUGUUCGACGCGAACAAGGACGAUGUACCCGCGACGUGGGAUAUCCGUACCCAUGUCAACACUGCCUCGGCUCCAGGAGGCGGGUUGUACAACUGGCUUCCACGCAUCGCAGGCGCGGACAUGAGGGUCUGGAACCCCGAAGAUCCAAAGGCAAACGAGACCACGAGCCCUGGAAGGGAAGUCGGAAUAGACGGCGAGGAGGUCCUGCGGGCACAAUGCCACUGUGGCGGCGUCUCGUUCACCAUCUCCCGCCCCAAGGCCGCGAUGGUGGACGACCAAGCCUACAAGAAGUGGCUCUCGCCCAUCGACUCGACCAAAUGGAUAGCUUGUCUGGACGUCUGCGACGACUGCCGUCUCCAAACCGGCGCCCACGCCGUCGGCUGGGCUUUCAUACCAGAGUCUUGCAUCUCGCCUCAAGUCCCCGAGGAUCUCAGCAUCGGCACGUCCAAGAAGUUUGCGUCCUCCGAGGGCGUGCUGCGCUCGUUUUGCGGGACGUGCGGUGCGACGGUGAUGGGAUACUUUGACUGCGACGGGGCACGGAGGCAGGCAGACGGCAACAGGUUGUUGAACGUAGCGACUGGCAUCUUGAGGGCGCCGGAAGGGGUCCUGGCGGAGAAGUGGCUGACGUGGAGGACGGGUCGGGUGGCUUGGGCAGAGAGCGGGAGGAGAUAUGAUUCUGCUUUAACCGAGGCGUUGGGUGAGGGUCUGGCGAGCUGGGGGAGGGAGAUGCAUGGGCAGGCCCACGAUUUCAGCACUGGAUGA